Molecule: messenger RNA, 252 nt
Organism: Laetiporus sulphureus 93-53
Lineage: Eukaryota; Fungi; Basidiomycota; Agaricomycetes; Polyporales; Laetiporaceae
Exons: 2
Coding region: 1-252 (83 amino acids)
Source: RefSeq, a predicted model, not a curated record
AUGCAUGGUCAGCUAAAGAAUGCUGUGCCUGGACAAGACAAGCAUCACACUGACAAAGACACUGAAGGCUAUGCACAAGACAAUGAAGAGGCAGCAAAAGGUAAUGAGCUGAUUAACCAUGAAAAAGAGAAGCAUGGACCAGAGAGCGUGGACAUUAAGGAUGAGAUGUUUGACCACAAUGUGGAGGUGCUCCUCACUCAGCUGUCAGCUGCUGCUGAUUCAGUCAGAAGUGCACUGAAGAAGGAACUUUGA